Molecule: messenger RNA, 2880 nt
Organism: Lepisosteus oculatus (spotted gar)
Lineage: Eukaryota; Metazoa; Chordata; Actinopteri; Semionotiformes; Lepisosteidae
Gene: mfsd1l
Product: major facilitator superfamily domain containing 1-like
Biological process (GO): transmembrane transport
Molecular function (GO): transmembrane transporter activity
Source: RefSeq, a predicted model, not a curated record
UUUACAGGAAGAAAGGCAGGCUUCAAAAAUCACGUGAAACCUCUCAGGCGAGUGUGUUUAGUUAUGUUAGUGGGGGUCUGUAUCUCCGGGCACACCGAUGAGAUCGUGAGGAUUGUGCAGCUAGCCAAAAUGCAACCCUCUGUCUUUAAAGUGAUGUGCACGGCGUGACGUCAGGCACAUGAGCAGGUGCGAUCUGAACUGGGAGGCAGAGGGGAGAAUGAGCAGCUGAUCAGUUACACAGGUACAGCUUGGACCUGCAGUUGUUUAUCAUGGGCAAGCCGGCGGAAAAAGCAUUUUACAGAUUCCUGGUGCUGUUCUUCAACUGCCUGCUGACGUUCGGCUCCUACUUCUGCUUCGACAUCCCCAGUGUCUUGCAGGACCAGUUCCAGGGGAACCUGACGUGUCCUAAUGCAAUGGUAGCGAACGGCUCAGCUCCUGAUGGGACCGGAGAGUGUGUGGAGGGGUUGGGGAUGACUCCCCAGGAAUACAACCUUCUCUACGCCAUCUACGCCUGGACCAAUGCAGUGGUGGUGAUCCUGGCUGGCUUCCUCAUCGACAAGCUGGGAAACCGCUGCGUGUUCCUGUUCUCCUUCCUGACUGUGCUGGGCUCUGCGGUCUUCGCCCUGGGCUCACACUUCAAGGGCACCAGCUACCUGCUGCCCCUGAUGCUGACUGGUCGCCUGCUGUUUGGCUCUGGGAACGGCUCCCUGUCUAUUGUGCAGAACCGCAUCACGGCAUUCUGGUUCAAAGGGAAGGAGCUGGCCCUGGCGUUCGGCCUGACUGUGGCCUUCUCCCGCCUGGGCUCCGUCCUCAAUUUCUUCUUCACCCAGCGGGUGGAGGCGCAUUUUGGGCUACAGUGGACGCUGUGGGGAGGUACCUUCCUGUGUGUGCUGGGUUUCCUGGCCGCCAUCACGGUCAGCACGCUGGACAAGGUGGGCAUGAGGCAGUUGGGUCUGGAUGGUGCCAUUCAGGAAGAGUCCAGGAAAGUGAGGGUGCAAAAUGUGCGACAGCUCUCCCUGCGGUACUGGCUCCUUGUCCUGACCAUCAUGUUCUUCUACAACGGGAUCUUUCCUUUCAUCGCCGAUGCGAGUAAGUUUAUCCAGGACAAGUACAGUACGUACAGCCAGAAGGAAGCCUCCUACAUCGCAGGGGCAGUGUACGACAGCUCUCUGGUGCUCUCAGCUGCUGUAGGGAUCCUCAUCGACCAUAUCGGCCUACGCGGCGUGUUUGCAGUCGGCUGCGCCGUCCUCACCCUGCCCGUCUUUGCUCUCCUGGCCUUCACCUUCGUCCCCCCCCUGGUCUCCACCGUCUGGCUGGGCAUCACCUACUCCUUCGCUGCCGCAAGCAUGUGGCCAUCUAUCCCUCUGGUUGUCCCUCGGGCAACUCUGGGGACAGCUAUGGGUCUUGUCACCUCAGUACAGAUGAUUGGAAUAGGUAUCUCCAACCUUAUAGUUGGGCAGAUUCUGGGAACCAAGUCCAGUGAUGUGAAGAUCCCGCUGUGGCGGUGGCAGCAGAUGAUGGUCUUCAUGCUGGCCAAUACGAUCGCCUGCAUCGUCACCUCGGUCGUGCUGAACGUUGUGGAUCAGCGCCAGGGUGGGACCCUCAAUAAAACAACAAAGCGCUCCUCUGAGGCACCCCGAGAGCCUCCUGCCCACUCCUCAGAAACAUCUCCCCUUCUGGAAGAGGAGGACACCAUUCGCUUCCAGCCCAUUGACAGCUAACGACCGCCUGCUGCAGCCCAGCAAAGGGAAAGCCUCUGGCUUGAAAGGGAUAACAGGGCUGCACUUUGCCUUUUCAGGAAUGCUAGGGAAAACACUUUCGGCGAGGUCUGGAAAAAGGGAUAAUCACACUUGGAAGAAGUGUUGGCAAGGCCACUGCCGAAAGAUUCUAUAACUCUCAGAAGCCAAUGCACAUACAGAUUUUCUGGUACGCACAUUAAUGACAGAAACUUUUAGUUUUAAUAAUGACAGUUUUAGUUUUAGUUUGUUUACACUAUAUGGUUUUCAGAGACUCAUGGGAAAACCCAAGAUCAGUGAUGUACUCCAAAAGUCUGUUGCAGUUUAGCUAGAACCAUUUCUGGUGUUUGGUGUAUUACUGUCCAAGCACGAGAUAGCCAUUUAAUUAUGGCGUAUUUUGUUGUGCACACAAAAGCACCAAUGUUUUGCUAUGCCAGUGGGAUUAUGCAAGUCAGGAAAGUACCAAUUGCUUCAUGCACUUUUGUCUUUUCCUGCCUUGGCAUCAAGGAUAGUACAUUUCAAGCAAAGUGGAUCCUGUCUCGCAGUUUAAAUGCAGUUAUUCUAGCUCUUUUAGUUUCUGAAAUGUUAUAUUGCUAUUAAGAGCACCAAGACCGAGCGGAUACUAUUAAUGCCCAUUUACUUAAGUAUAAUAGAUUUCAGUUGCAGAAUUACUUGAUUCCUAUCUUUCUUAGGUGCAUUACACAGUGCUAUAAACACCAAUAUGCAGAUUUCUCCUGAAGGAAGAUGUUACAAGUAUUAUUGCUGAUGACCUCAAUACUUUCUUUAAACAGUUGGAACUGGUGAGGCUGUGUACUUUCUACACUAUUUUGGAGUGUUUUAUAAUAAGGUAUGGAAAGAUCUUAAGACUUUUGAACAUCCAGUAGAAUUAAUAAAUUAAAUGGGUACCUAAAAUCAUUCAGGAACAUUUCAAUAGCAUCAUUAAAAUUUAUUUUCCCAGUUUCAGCUGAGUUAUCAGUCCCCUGCAUUAAGAGCAAAAUUUAAGAACCUCCAUUUAGUGAGGGAUAUGUUUUUCCACCAUCGCUUUGGCAUAGAACAGUCUUCCUGGGGUAAGGCAUGGCCUCCUAAUAAUCCCCAUCUAUGAAUUGGCUUCAUCACUCUGCUCUCCUCUCCACUGAGAGCUGGU